Acanthosepion pharaonis is the source of this 1131-nucleotide messenger RNA. The record is from the annotation of a GenBank genome assembly. NCBI's taxonomy places the organism in Eukaryota, Metazoa, Mollusca, Cephalopoda, Sepiida, Sepiidae.
AUGGAACAACAGUCCGAUACACACACAUCUAUCUAUCUAUCUAUCUAUCUAUCUCCGAAAAAAGCCUGGCUUUUCGAGAAAAUAUUUUCGAAUUUAAUCCAUAUCUAUCUAUCUAUCUAUCUAUCUAUCUAUCUAUCUAUCUCAGUCUGUUCAAUAUCUAUCUAUCUAUCUAUCUAUCUAUCUAUCUAUCUAUCUAUCUAUCUAUCUCAGUCUGUUCAUUAUCUAUCUAUCUAUCUAUCUAUCUAUCUAUCUAUCUAUCUAUCUAUCUGCUUUUGUAUGUAUUAUUGUGAUAGUAAAAUCGUCGAAGGAAAUGGAGAAUCUGAAAUUAUUUCUUUUCUUCGCUUUUACACCCUCUAUCUAUCUAUCUAUCUAUCUAUCUAUCUAUCUAUCUAUCUAUCUAUCACAUUCUUUUCUUAUCAAUCAAUCUAUUUCUUUUUGUUUAUCUAUCUAUCUAUCUAUCUAUCUAUCUAUCUGAUUCUUUUAAUAUCUAUCAAUUUGUUUCUUUCUGUCCAUCUAUCUAUCUAUCUGAUUGUUUUCAUAUCUAUCAAUCUAUUUCUUCCUGUUCAUUUAUCUAUCUAUCUAUCUAUCUAUCUAUCUAUCUAUCUGAUUCUUUUCAUAUCUAUCAAUCUAUUGCUUUCUGUUAAUCUAUCUGAUUCGUUUCAUAUCUGUCAGUGUGUUUCUUUCUUUUCAUAUCUAUCUAUCUAUCUAUCUAUCUAUCUAUCUAUCUAUCUAUCUAUCUAUGUCAUUCUUUUCAUAUGUAUCAAUCUAUUACUUUCUGUUCAUCUAUGUAUCUAUCUCAUUCUUUUCAUAUCUAUCAGUCUAUUGCUUUCUCUUCUAUCCAGUCGAAUUAGUGUGAAUUAUUGUGCGUCGAUUAUCUAUCUAUCUAUCUAUCUAUCUAUCUAUCUAUCUAUCUAUCUAUCUAUCUCUAUCUUCGUCUCUUCAUUAUCUAUCUUCGUCUCUUCAUUAUCUAUCUAUCUAUCUAUCUAUCUAUCUAUCUAUCUAUCUUCGUCUCUUCAUUAUCUAUCUAUCUAUCUAUCUAUCUAUCUAUCUAUCUAUCUCACUUGUAUUUCGUUCGGUUCAUAUCUAUCAAUCUAUCUCUGUUCGAUCCUCUUUCUAAAUGAAUUUCGAUGA